CGGCGCUUGGAGUUGCCCGGGUCACGUGGGGUGGGGCCGGCGGAGCUGAGGGGAGGGGAGCGGAGCCGCGCGGCCGGAGCUGAGGGGAGGCGGCAGCGACACGAUGGGGCAGUGCGGGAUCACCUCCUCCAAAACCGUCCUGGUCUUCCUCAACCUCAUCUUCUGGGCAGCAGCAGGCAUACUGUGCUACGUGGGAGCCUAUGUGUUCAUCACAUACGACGACUAUGAUCACUUCUUUGAAGAUGUCUACACGCUCAUCCCAGCAGUUAUUAUCAUAGCUGUGGGAACACUUCUUUUUAUUAUUGGACUUAUUGGAUGCUGUGCCACAAUUCGUGAAAGUCGCUGUGGACUCGCUACGUUUGUGAUCAUCCUGCUCCUGGUUUUCAUUACUGAAGUUGUGGUGGUGGUUCUUGGAUACAUCUAUAGAGCAAAGGUGGAAGAUGAAGUUGAUCAUAGCAUUCAGAAGGUAUACAAUGGAUACAAUGGGACAAAUCCUGAUGCAGCCAGUCGUGCUAUUGACUAUGUACAGAGGCAGCUGCGCUGUUGUGGGAUCCAUAACUACACAGACUGGGAGAAUACUGUCUGGUUCAAACAAACUAAGAACAACAGUGUGCCACUUAGCUGUUGCAAAGCAACUCUCAGCAAUUGUACUGGCAGUUUGACCCGUCCAAUGGACCUUUAUUCUGAGGGCUGUGAGGCUCUGGUUGUAAAGAAGCUUCAAGAGAUAAUGAUGUAUGUCAUCUGGGCAGCACUAGCAUUUGCUGCUAUUCAGCUUCUGGGCAUGCUGUGUGCCUGUAUAGUAUUAUGUAGAAGGAGUCGGGAUCCUGCUUACGAACUUCUCAUCACUGGUGGAACCUAUGCCUAGAAGACAAUGCAAACAACAUGGUUCAAUCUUAUCUCACUUGUGUGGAAGGUGAAUGGGCCAGGUCUGCUGCAAUAGUUUUCUUGUCCUAAGCUUAGAGCACACCUUUCACAGAUGAGGAGAGCCGUACUGUACACUGGUGACGGGCAAAGCAACUCAGCUUUACACACACCCAUAUAUACCUGUGACUUUCACUGUUCUAGCCAGCAAUUCAUGUAUCUAAAUGUUUUAGUAUACUAGUAAACUUUCUGAUUUCAAAACUAUUUGCAAGUUAAGUGUAAAUUGGCUGAUGUGGAAGUCAAAGGAUGUGUGCCUACUUUGGUAGAUUACCUCUAAGCAUUAACUGACCGAUUCUUGCAUAGAGAGGGAGACAAUUUGUUAAACCUUCACUACAUGGAACUUUUUUGGCCAAAGUUGUACAAAGGAAGCCAGCUGUAUUUGAUUUGAGAAGUAUUUUAGGCUUGCCCCUCACCAGUGUCACUUUUUAAACACUGAAGUGAAGUCCAGUACUCUUAUAUAUAAAUAGUAAGACAAAAACUAACCAAAAUCUUAGGAUCAUGCAACUGCAGUUUCGACCUUCAGAGAUCAAACCUUCCAAGCAUUAGUGUUUUAAAAUACAAGCUGGCUUUUCAGGAGUAUAAUGUAUGCACUACUGUUCUAUAAUGAAAUAUUUCAUUUUUCUAUGAGGAGCGGUUUUAUGUGUUGAGUGAGCUGUAGAGUGUAGCUCUUAAACUGGUUUGGAAACAAUGUAGCCAUGUAGAGUAGCAAAGUAGUAUGUGAAAGUGAUCUCAACUGUAAAUAGUGAACCUGAUUAAAUAAAUCUCUGUAUAUCCGCCCUAUAA
Coturnix japonica (Japanese quail) is the source of this 1704-nucleotide messenger RNA. RefSeq names its product tetraspanin 3 (gene TSPAN3). Lineage: Eukaryota; Metazoa; Chordata; Aves; Galliformes; Phasianidae. Gene Ontology annotation, cellular component: plasma membrane. The record is from RefSeq and is a predicted model, not a curated record.